AUGACUACUGCUCGGAUCUCUUCCAAGGCUGCUCAUCGACUAUCGUCACUAAACCCAGGCGGGACGGUAUUUGCAGAAUUCACUGCAUUGGCCAACAAACACAAGGCAAUCAACUUGGGUCAAGGAUUUCCUACUCUUCCCGUAGCUGAUUUUAUUACUCAGGAAGCUGCCAAGGCUAUAUCUACUCAGGGAAUAUUACAUCAAUACACUCGUAGUGAAGGACAUCCUAAGCUGGUUCAAGAGCUUGCAUUGUUCUAUAGCUCCAAGCUUGGCCGUCAAAUCGAUCCAUUAACUGAGAUUGUUACUACUGUUGGUGCUACUGAAGCUAUUUAUUCGACAAUUCAAGCCUUUGUGGAUGUUGGAGACGAGGUGAUUCUGAUGCAGCCAUUCUAUGAUUCAUAUCCUGCAUCCAUCUUGCUUGCAGGUGGUAAGCCCAUCGUCGUGUCUCUUUCUGCUACUCCUGGAAAGCGUGGUCGUGCUAGCGAUUGGACGCUUGAUAUGGAUGAAUUGCGCAAGGCAAUCACCCCAAAAACUAAAAUGAUCAUGAUCAACAACCCGCAUAACCCACUUGGCAAGGUCUUUACCAAAAAGGAAUUGGAGGCUGUUGCGACAAUCGCACGCGAAUUCGACUUGCUGAUUGUUGCUGAUGAGGUCUACGAAACUCUUACGUUUUCUGAUAGCUGUUCGCCGUUUAUCAAGUUUGCAAGUCUUCCAGGAAUGUUUGAGCGCACUAUUACUCUUGGAAGUAUUGGCAAAGCAUUUGGAGUUACUGGAUGGAAAAUUGGCUGGGCAAUAGCACCUCCGGCACUUUCUCGUGCAGUCUGGCUUGUUCACCAAUUUAUUCCAUUCUCCAUUGCGACUCCUCUCCAGGAAGCAGUUGCCGAAUCGCUCAAAAUUGCACAACAAACCAGCUAUUUUCAAGACACAUGUCGUCAGUACGAAUCCUUGAGAGAUUUAUUGUACGAAGGCCUCGAGUCUAUUGGCUUCAAUCCCAUGAAACCAGAUGGAGGCUACUUUAUUGUUGCUGAUGUAAGCAAGAUUCAAAAGGAGUUGAACAUCCAGGGCGAUUUUUCAAAAUUCCUCACUACCGAAGUUGGCGUGACUGGUAUUCCUGUAUCUGCAUUUUACCAGUCCCAAGAUCAAAGCAAGGUAUCGCAUCUGGUACGUUUUGCUUUUUGCAAGGAUCGUGCCACGAUUGAAACUGCUUUAGAGAGACUUUACAAGUACUUUAAAAAAUAAAUGCUAUUGGUC
This is a messenger RNA of Batrachochytrium dendrobatidis JAM81, 1251 nucleotides long. RefSeq lists its product as uncharacterized. Lineage: Eukaryota; Fungi; Chytridiomycota; Chytridiomycetes; Rhizophydiales. The record is from RefSeq and is a predicted model, not a curated record. Gene Ontology annotation, biological process: biosynthetic process. The transcript has 7 exons. Gene Ontology annotation, cellular component: cytoplasm; mitochondrion. Gene Ontology annotation, molecular function: pyridoxal phosphate binding; L-kynurenine:2-oxoglutarate transaminase activity. The coding region runs from base 1 to 1239 and encodes 412 amino acids.